Molecule: messenger RNA, 726 nt
Organism: Fraxinus pennsylvanica
Lineage: Eukaryota; Viridiplantae; Streptophyta; Magnoliopsida; Lamiales; Oleaceae
Source: the annotation of a GenBank genome assembly
AUGAUUGGAACACAAAAAAAUGGGUCUCAACAGAGCCAGGGUUCAACUUCAUACAACGGAAAUUCUGUGCAUGGAUUGGAGGGUGCCAUCCCCACGUUUCAGCACCAACAGACAAUCUCUAUGGACUGGACACCAGAAGAUCAAGCUAUUCUGGAAGAAGGACUUGCCAAAUAUGCUGCUGAGUCGAACAUUAUCCGCUAUGCAAAGAUUGCAGUGCAGCUGAAAAAUAAGACAGUCCGUGAUGUGGCAUUACGUUGUCGAUGGAUGACUAAGAAAGAAAUUAGCAAGAGAAGGAAGGAAGAUUUUAAUGCCACAAGGAAAAAUAAAGAUAAAAAGGAUAAGUUCGUCGAUCCUCUAGCAAAGCCAUCUCGUUUGGGAGAGCAGCCGAGUUUACUUCAUGCUUCAGGAAUGAUUAACAAUAACAAUGGUGAUAGCGUCUUCUAUAAUGGCAUCGAGAGUGUGACUCGGCUACUUCUUCAGGAGAACACUUGGACCUUCGAACAGAUAUCUGCAAAUUUUAACACUCAUCAGUUACAUGAGAACAUCGGUCUACUGCGACAAGCUCGAGAUAACAUCUUCAAAAUCUUGAACAACUUGAACGACAUGACUCCAACAAUGAAGAUGAUGCCUCCACUUCCCAAAUUGAAUGAAGAGCUAGCCAACUCCAUUCUUGAUGCAACGAUAACCCAGUCGUCGAAGAAGUUCGAUUAUUAUCUAGCUAGCUAG